Oikopleura dioica is the source of this 867-nucleotide messenger RNA. The record is from the annotation of a GenBank genome assembly. NCBI's taxonomy places the organism in Eukaryota, Metazoa, Chordata, Appendicularia, Copelata, Oikopleuridae.
AUGUUAUCGGUGUUUCGGAGAGCUUUUGUCGGACGAAAAGUGUCGGUCGUCACGGGAAUCGCUGGUUAUUCAAAAGCAAGUUACGACAAGCUCGGGCUCCUAGUCCUCGGCGCAGAAGAAGAAGGAAACAGUUAUGGAAACGUUGGAGAAGACGCAUUCUUUCUGAGAAAGACACUGAGCCCAGUUGACAACUAUGGAGUCGCAGACGGAGUUGGAGGAUGGAGAACAAAGGGGGUCGAUCCUUCAGUGUUUUCAGCCACGCUGAUGCUCAUUUGUAAAGAAGAAUCUGUGAGAGUUGGAAAUCAACGCGAAUUAUUAGCGAAGGCCAUGGACAUAAUGAACGCGGUCCAUGAAUCAAAAGAAAAAGAUCUCCAAGGAAGCUCCACCGCCGUCCUUUUGUCCGUAGAUAAAGAAGAAGACCGCGUUUCUCUUGCGAAUCUUGGUGACUCCGGAUUUAUUCAUAUACGCGAUGGAAAAGUCGAAAAACGAAGCAAAGAUCAAACACACUACUUUAAUUGUCCUUAUCAACUGUCAGUCAAAAUUAAAGGAUCACAAAGUAUAUCUGACUCUCCACUGGAUGCAGAUGAAUAUGAGUUAUCUGUCCAGCCGGAUGAUAUUUUGAUCACUGCCACCGAUGGUUUGUUAGACAAUGUUCCACAGGAGAUGAUAUGUGGUAUUUUUGACGGAGUUAGUGCAGAUAAUCUCGCUGAAAAACUAGAAGAAUUGUGUCAAGUAACUCUGGCAAUUUCGCUGGAUGAAAACUACAUGAGCCCGUUCGCUCUCGAAGCAAGGAAACAAGGCUACCAGCGAGAAAAGGGCGGAAAGCUCGACGACCUGACAGUUGUUGUCAAUCUAUUCCAGCCUUAA